This is a messenger RNA of Hyaloscypha bicolor E, 692 nucleotides long. RefSeq lists its product as uncharacterized. NCBI's taxonomy places the organism in Eukaryota, Fungi, Ascomycota, Leotiomycetes, Helotiales, Hyaloscyphaceae. The record is from RefSeq and is a predicted model, not a curated record. Bases 6 to 593 code for a protein of 195 amino acids. The transcript has a single exon.
CCAAAAUGCCUAAUACCAGAAACACAAAAGAUCUCCUCCUCAGCCCCGCAACUGAAGGAUUCCUUAUCGGCACCAACACCCUUUGUGCCGUCCUUCGUUCCCUCGCUGAGAGAUCCCGAUCCUACCGCAAAACCCGCGACAUCAGCAUCCCCGUCGCCUCUCAAUUCUCAGCCCUGAUCCUCGAGCAAGUCUCUCUCCUCUCCUUCGAUCAGCUCCUGGAAAUUAAAGCUCUCCUCUUCGACUGGAAAGUAAAAGAAGCUGCACAGAAGCCGUUUAACUCCUAUUUCCAUCCUGAUGGAUGCCUGUUGACUGAGAGCGAGAAGGUUUUGCAGCAGUUGGCUGAUAUUCUGAUUACGGCAGUCUGCGAGGAGCAUAGUCUAGCGACGAGAGCGAGUUAUAAAAGAGGGAAGGUUCAUGGCAGUCGGGAUGCCUUUGAGUUCCAACAUAUAGAGCAGGCGAAGGCUAAGGCGAUUAAGCGGAUUCAUGAGUUGACAAGUAAGAUCUCUGAGAUUCUUCAGGUGGAUGCUGUUACCAAUGACAAAGCCACAUUGGUUCACAGAGAUUCUUUUAGUGGUACGGAAGUCGACGGGUAGGGAAGCAGUUUCUUCAAGGACCUCAAUAAGAAAGAGUUCGAGGUUGGACUUUGUACUGUACUAUUAAUGGAGAAGUUGGAGACUGAAAAGAAGUUCCUC